This is a messenger RNA of Leucoraja erinaceus (little skate), 1606 nucleotides long. RefSeq names its product succinate receptor 1-like. Gene Ontology annotation, cellular component: plasma membrane. NCBI's taxonomy places the organism in Eukaryota, Metazoa, Chordata, Chondrichthyes, Rajiformes, Rajidae. Bases 287 to 1237 code for a protein of 316 amino acids. The transcript has a single exon. The record is from RefSeq and is a predicted model, not a curated record. Gene Ontology annotation, molecular function: G protein-coupled receptor activity. Gene Ontology annotation, biological process: G protein-coupled receptor signaling pathway.
GGAUGAUCGAUAGUUGGCAUUGACUCGCUGGGCCGAAGGGGCUGUUUCCAUGCUAAACUAAAUUAAAUUAAGAAUGUCAGCUAAAGGGUCCCAACCCAAAAUGUCACUAUCCAUGCUUUCUAAGGAUGCAGCCUGACCCGUUGAAUUACUCCAGCAUUUUGCAUCUUUCCUUGGUAAACCAGCAUUUGUAGUUCCUUGUUUCUACAAAUUAAACUAAACAUUUGGAAUUUGGGUAGGGGUAUGGUUCUCUCUAGCCACUUAUUUCUGCUUGAAAUUUUUUUAGGAAAUGAAUGUGACCUGCUCCAGAAUCAACGGCAUUCUCGAAUCAUACUACCUCACAACCAUGUACAGCAUCGAGUUCAUUUUAGGAUUGACCGGGAACAUUGUUGUGAUAAGUGGUUACGUCUUCUGCCUGAAGAAUUGGAAAUGCAGCAACAUUUACCUCUUCAACCUUUGCAUUUCGGACCUAAUCUUCAUCUGUACGCUCCCGAUGUUCGUGGUCUACUAUGCCAAAGGAAAACAUUGGGUGUUCGGUGGUUUUCUUUGCAAGAUGAACAGGUACAUACUCUACACCAACAUGUACCUUAGCAUGCUCUUCCUGGUUUGCAUCAGCAUUGACCGAUACUUGUUGGUCAGCAACCCAUUGAGGGGGCAUGUGUUUCAAAGGAAGAAGGCGGCUAUCAUCAUCUGUGUCGCCAUGUGGGUCUUCGUCACUUUGGAAGUCAUCCCCAUAUUGACCUUCAUCGGUUCUGACAAUGUUACAGCUCUUGACAACAGCACAGUCAUUAAGUGUGUUGACUAUGCCAGUGCUGGGAACCCAGUACACAACCUGAUUUACAAUGUGUGUCUCACUAUCUUCGGAUAUGUGCUUCCAAUGAGCGUUAUGGGUGUCUUCUGCCUGAAAACAGCACACAAGCUGAAGGAAUUAAGUCAGGCAAGGACCUGGAGCAUUACUCUGGAAAAGCCACUCACGCUGGUCAUCCUGGCCAUUACUAUCUUCUCUGUACUAUUCACCCCUUAUCACAUCAUGAGAAACAUCCGCAUGAUAUCUAGACUGGACAACAUCAACAUCUCAACGGAGGCCAUCGAGUGCAUAAAGGCCGCAUAUACUCUUUCCAGACCCGUGGCUUUUCUCAGUAUAAUUACCAAUCCCAUUUUCUACUUUUUUUCUGGGGAUAGAUUUAGGGAAACAAUUGCAAACAACUUGAAGUGUUGCCGCUCAAGAAAUGCAACUUAACAUGUAAAAUAAGGGUGUAGGAAGGAGCUGCUGAUGCUGGUUUAAACCUAAGAUAGACACAAAAUGCUGGAGUAACUCAGCGAGACAGUCAUAAAAUAAAGACUCUAGGACUGACUGAGAACUGUCAUUUUGCCAAGAGAUAUGAAUCUGAAUCUUUCUUCUGGAGACUGGGUCCCUGCUAAUUAUUCAAAUUCAGCUUAAUUAUUCAGCCAUGCAUUCCUGACAAGUAUUCUGUGGAAGAUUUUCCACUGAGGAAGAUUUUCAAAUUCAUCACAGUGGUCACAGACACAGAAUUUUUUUUUUUUUUUAAAUCCUAACUUCAAUCAAAUGGUAAAAAAAAGGUAUUUUGGAUUUGGAAGAAGUGCAGUA